Antechinus flavipes (yellow-footed antechinus) is the source of this 12629-nucleotide messenger RNA. It is a transcript of the gene B4GALT1, whose product is annotated as beta-1,4-galactosyltransferase 1. Gene Ontology annotation, biological process: protein N-linked glycosylation; carbohydrate metabolic process. The record is from RefSeq and is a predicted model, not a curated record. The transcript is spliced from 6 exons. Lineage: Eukaryota; Metazoa; Chordata; Mammalia; Dasyuromorphia; Dasyuridae. Gene Ontology annotation, molecular function: cytoskeletal protein binding; beta-N-acetylglucosaminylglycopeptide beta-1,4-galactosyltransferase activity. The coding region runs from base 3354 to 4505 and encodes 383 amino acids.
UAGUCCUUUUUAUUGUCAACUGUCAAUUGAAAGAUAAAUUUAAUAAAACAAAAACAGUCAUCCAUAACAAGAAGUAAUGGUUCAAGCAAAUUAAAUUCACAGAGCACCUCUCCCUUUCCUGGUAGUGAGGAGGCCCCAGAGAGAUAAUUAAGUCAGGGUUUAAGCUAUUUACAAUCCUAGAAGAGGGAAGGAUUAAGUUCUUUAUGCUACAGUCAUCAAUAUUAAAACUUCCAAGGUAAAGUGAAUUUUUUUUAAUAAGGAUUUUCUGUAAGCUGGCUCAACAUAACUAAGAAUUUUGGCUUUGGACCAUCUCUAUGCAUACAUACACACAUGAAUCCAAACAUGCACUUAAACAUACUUACAAAAAUAGACAUUUUACACACAUACACACACAAAGUGUCCAAAGUCUUAAGGUACAGUAUUCAGUUUUAACUGCACUAAGACUUUUGGGACAUGUAUAUGGAAGACAAUGGAGUAGAAUAGUUUAGGAUGGAGAAAAUUAUUUGCUUUCUUUUCUUUUUCCAUAAUUUUGACAACAAACUCAUUUUUUAAAAAGUCACAUCAGGAACUCUCUAUCCUUUGUGAAGAUACCUAAAAGUUUCUUGAACCUCAGCAUUUUCAGAUCCAACAUCUUCAAUUGGAGGUCAACAGCUAAAAGUUUUAAGGAAAGAUCUGUUGAGUACUUUUUGCUCUGGACAUCUUAUCAUACUCAGACCAGGUUUCUCUCCCUUCCCCCAUAAGGACACAUCUUAGGGUCUAGUUGGUUUCUAAGGCAACCUUUCUUUUUCAGUCCAAAGUGGAGAGCUUUUUGCAUAGUAGCUGGGACUGUGACAGAAAACAACUAACCCCAGAGACUGGAACUAUCUGUUAUUCUUCUGAAUCAGAGCUGUUCCCCACCUUGGGUGGGAGGAGAAGGGAAGAGACAGGGACUGGCGUUUGCCUCCAAGAAACUUAAACAAAAGGAAUUUAGAGGACUCAUUCUGCUUUCUUUCCCAGCCCUUCCUCGACUUUUAAAAAAGCACAUCAAAACUCUAGAGAUUCCUUUGAAAAGUUUUAUAGGGAACAUGUAGGCCCUGAGAUCAUCUAGCUGUAGGACCAACUAUCCACAGGGAAGCCUGAAAAGGAAAAAAGACCAAAUGGGGUGGGGGCAUUUCCCCAAUUCUCUGCAAAGACUUAUAAGCGUUCUUCUUCCUGUCUGAACAUCCGAUGGGUAGAGAGGAAGUCAGAUUCAGGUUCAUUUCUGCCCACGUCAUGAGAAUGUGAUCAGACAGGUUUGUAAACCUUAAAGUAGUAUAUAAAUGCUACAUAAUAGUAACAACAACAACACUUCUCUUUCCCUCUCUCACUUUUGAGAGUUUCCCCAGGGUUAAUGAUCCACAUUGACCAGCGGAACUCGAACUUACUGGCUAGGAGAGGGGAUUAUCUUCCAGCCGGUGGUGGAGUUUCCUAAGGGAUUCCCAGGCCCGGCCUAAGUUUAGUUUGGUUUUUCUCUUUAGGACCCAAACAUGACAAAGUACUAGGCAGGAAUUAGGGGCCGGCCUGUUUGAGUGGCCUUGAUGACCACUCUUGCCCGGCUGAAACAGGACGGCCUCACUCCUGCUUUGCAAGCUUCCUGGCUGCCUAGCAAGGGGCCCCUCCUUCUGCUUUCCCCCAGUGCAGCCCGGCCCAAACUCUCUCCCCUCCGGUUAGUACCUCCUUCCUCUCUCCGCCCAGGCUAGAGAGGAAGGAAACUAAUCGAGCUCAAGCUGUUGUUUUUUUUUUUUUUUUAACUUUAGGGAAGGCACGCUGCCUCCGAAGAGACUGCUAUAGGCAGGCGGGAGGAUGGACAGGGGCCAGUGAAGAGAAGGAAGGGGGGGAGCAAAGGAGUCCUAAAAAGCAGUUGCCAAGGUUCAAGCCCGAGCCCGCCCGGAGCGCCGGGCCCCUGAAGUUGCACCUGGGCUCCCCGAGCACCAUCAAGCGAGGACGACGUAGCGAAGGCUGCAAUUGUGCGGAGGAGACAAUAAGAAAGCAAAAGCGGGACGGGCGAGGGGAAAAGAGGCCGAGCCGGGAGGCAGGGACAGCAGAGUUGUACCAGUUCUAACGGGACGAGAGGAGUGACCCGCGGGGCACGUACGCAUACACACCCCGCCCAUAACUUGAGAGCAGUGCCCAGCCAAGCAUAUCCACUGGCACACGCAACUUCCCCUUCUCUCUGAGCAUUCGUACACUCUCUGGCAAGGUUCUCUUCAUCUCACACCUAGAUUAACUCAAAUGUUGGUUGGUUUGUAUGCCUCAAGUGUCUCCUUACUCCCAAGUCCUUAAGGUGAUUUUCCUAAAGCGCCGGACCACGUGCGACCACGUCAACGUCCCCCUCCCCAACUCAAAACACUCCAGCGCCUCUCUAUUACCCCGAGGAUCAAAUCUAAAAUCUUCUGUAGAUAUUCAAGUUCUUCACAACCAGUAUUCUCCCUCGAAUCUCCCCUUCCCCCUUCUCCCAAUACUCUUAUCUCCUCUCUUCUGUUGGGUCCCAGAUAAAAAAUCCGGUAUUCUACUGGAAGCCUUUCCGGAUGCCCAUUAAUGCCCAGUGCCUUCCUCCUGUCGAUUAUAGCCAAUUUAUCCUGCAUCUUUCUUGUUUGUGUGCGUGUCUCUUCGUUAGAAUGUGAGUUCCUUGAAAUCUGGGAUCGUCCUUUGCUUUUGUCAGCAAACGUGUCAAGUACAGUACUAAACACUGGGGAUACAGACUUGAAAAAGACAGUCCCUGCUCUGAAGAAACUCAAGUUUAAUAGGGGAGACACCACGUAAACGACCCGGUACAAACUAGCUAUAUACAGGAUAAAACUAUAAACAAUCAACUGGGCAAAAGCCGUCGCAUCCCGAUUAUAUUUAGCACCUAGUCAGGCAAAUAGCAGGUGUUUAAUAAAUGUUUAUUGACUCGCGGACUAAGCGCACGCAGCCAAGGCAUCCACCCACGCCUCCAGGAGCACUUGGAGCUGCCGCGACAGAGCCCCGCUCAAUUGUAGGUUUUACUUGGGAAGAGGUGGGGAAAGAAGGCCUCCCGAAACGUCCCCUCCCCUGCUCCGCCCCUCUAUCUGGGCCCCGCCCUCCCCACAAGCUCUAGUUCCUCGCCGCCUCUUCUCUGCCCCCUCCUCCAGAGGAAGCGCCCGGCUCCGGAGUAGUCUCGCCCCUCCCCCGCGGCUCCCUCCUCCUCCCUCCUCUCGGGUACUCGCGGGGCCCCGGCGGCAGAGAGCGGGAACCUCCUCCCGAGCGAGCCUGGCGGCCGCGGCGCUCCCACCCCUCCUGGCCAACCCUCGCCGGCGGCUCCAAGCUGCCCACCCCGUUUUUAAGAAGGGGGGAGGGGAGGGGGUCGCGUCAGGAUGAAGGAGCAGCUGCUCGGGAGCAUGGCCAUGCCGGGCAAGUCCCUGCAGAAGGCUUGCCGGUUGCUUGUGGUUUUCUGCGCCCUGCAUCUUCUUGUCACGCUCUUCUACUACUUGUCGGGCCGGGAUUUCGACGUCCUGCAGCUCUUCUCCAAGCACCAGCAGAGCCAGGAGGGGCGCAGCUCGGUGCCCAUGACCAUGACUGAGGUCGCCAGAGAGGCGCUGGCAACCUCAGCGGCGGCAGUUUUGGAGAAGCCGGCCGGAGACCAAGCGCCGCUGCCCGAGGAGGCCACGGAGACUACGGAGACUGGGCCGCCCAGCAAAGUCGAGUUGCUGCCCAGCUGCCCGGACCCCUCGCCGCUGCUGGUCGGCCCAUUAAAUGUGGAAUUUGUGCGCCCUGUGAAUCUGGAAUCCAUAGAGAAAGACAAUCCUAAAUUGAGGAAAGGAGGUCGAUUCACCCCAGAGGACUGCACAGCACUUCAAAAAGUGGCCAUUAUUAUCCCUUUCAGGAACCGGGAUGAACAUCUACGUUAUUGGCUCUAUUAUCUCCACCCAUUUCUACAGCGUCAGCAGCUAGAUUAUGGGAUAUAUGUGAUAAAUCAGGAUGGUGAUGAAACAUUCAAUCGUGCUAAGCUUCUGAAUAUAGGCUUUCAAGAAGCCUUGAAAGAAUAUGACUAUGACUGCUUUGUAUUUAGUGAUGUAGAUCUGAUACCUAUGGAUGAUAGGAACACCUAUAAGUGUUUUGAACAGCCCCGGCACCUCUCUGUGUCAAUGGAUAAAUUUGGAUUUAGCUUACCUUAUAACCAGUAUUUUGGAGGUGUCUCUGCUUUAAGUAAAGAACAAUUCCUCAAAAUAAAUGGAUUCCCUAAUAACUAUUGGGGUUGGGGAGGUGAAGAUGAUGAUAUUUAUAACAGAUUAGUUUAUAAAGGCAUGUCUAUAUCCCGGCCAAAUGCUGUCAUUGGAAAAUGUCGCAUGAUCCGCCAUUCAAGAGACCAAAAGAAUGAGCCCAAUCCACAAAGAUUUGACAGAAUUGCACAUACAAGGCAGACCAUGAACUCUGAUGGUUUGAACUCACUUAAGUACCAACUUUUGGAAAUUCAGAAAUACUCUCUCUAUACCAAAAUCACAGUGGAUAUUGGAUCACCAAGUUAGCAUCUCAGUGAGAUCCAUAAAAGACCUGAAAAAACAAUCAAGGACCUAAGUUGACUCUUUUUGUAAACUUGCUGGAAUUUUUUCCAUUUUUGCCUUUUGUUGUGCUACAAUCAAAAUGAACAGGAAUGCCUCAUGUAAUUAUUCAGAAACUUUUCCAAAUCACUAGGACGAGUGGGCCUUCUUGCCCCCAACUUGACUCAGCACACAACUUUUCUAGCUGUAAGUUUUAGAGACUGUAUAUAAGCAUUGUUUGGUUAUUUAUAUUCUUAUUGGAGACUAUCUUGAUUAUGGUUCUUAACAGCUUACCAAUAAGUUAACAGUUGUGAACAGCUAAAAAUCACUGCGUUCUAGCUUCAGUGAUUGGUGGUUAAUUCCCAGGAUCAAUCUGCCAAAUUUCCAUGUAAUAUAUAAGAAUUUUGCUUUAAAUUUGUUGUAAUAUUUAAUUUUAUGAAGGACUGGAAAAUGCUGCUAAAAUUGGUUUACAAGUUUACAUUUUGGGAAAUUAUUUGCCAGGUCCCAACCAGCUAGUAAGGGCUAUGACCCUUUAAGAACCAAAGGAGGUAUUAGAAAAAGUUCCUGAGGGGCUGCCGAGAAGCCCUCCCCUUUUGCAAGGUUCCUACCUUAGUCUUUAAUUGCUAUGUCAUUCGACAUCCUGAUCUGUCUCUUCCCUCUAUCCUCCUCAUUCCCAUUCCUUUCCUAUUUUCCUUCUCUUAACUGCCAUGAUUUUAAGUCUCUGGCUCCCAAGUUGUGCCUUGAUUAAAUCUGCAUGGCUGGCCUUGUCAGAUUGUUCUCUUGUACCUUCUCCCACUAUGGGUAGAUUCCUUAGUAUUUGACUUUUUCCUCCUUGUGCCACAAGUAAGCCUAGUUGACUCGACAGCACUCCCAAGUAGGUUUUCAUUAUCAUCUCUUGGCACAGGGGAAACCUGUCUGUCCCACAGCUCUGUCAUGAUUUUAUCAUAGUUAUAACUGGUCAUCAUUUGAUGGUAUGGAGGAUCUCUUAGCUUCUCUUUACUCAUUAUAGGCCUGAAAAUGUUAGGGAGAAUUCUAGCCACUUAUUGUGAUUUGAAGAUAAAUUUGCCCUUCAGUCCUAGGUUGUAUUUUUGCCAAAGAGUCUUGAGGUUUUCUGAUUCUAGGUUCAGGUGUCCACCCAGUCUAUCUCUCUCCCCUUCCCAGCCUACUAGCUUUCCUAUACCAAUAUUCUCCCUGAAAGACUGGACAAGACAGAGAAACUUUCCAGUUUUUUAAAGCUUUACUAUAAGCUAUUCAUGUAUCUCUUAACACAUCUAAAUGGGAUUCUCCUCAACUGCUUCCUUCAUCUACCAACAGUGGAUGAGUGGAUGCUUCUUCUCUGCCUGCAGUUAUACUGUGGUCUUCCUGCCCUUCUCUGAAUCUAUUCAAUUUCUUAAUCAAUGAGGGUGGUCUACAGUUGACCAAUGUAGAGAUUUAUCCACAGGAGGAGGUGGCUGGCAAUUCAUCAGUCCAGUAUCUUCUGAAAGCAUAGAUUUCAUUAAGGGAGUUUUGCCAGGCUUUUUGUUGUUAGGCUAGCAUCUAAAUUGAAAUUAAAUUAAUUGCUCCGGCUGACCAGUGACCCAGAAAAUCUGGUUGAACUCACUCAGCAUGCUAGGGUAGAGGUAGCCCCUAUCCAUCGAACCUCAUUGAUCAGUGUUUCUAAAAAGAAGAGCAAUUUAACUCUUGCCUAAAUUUUCUUCAACUUACUAUUUAUACCAGACCCUCCUCUACUUUCCUACUUUGCUGUCUCCUUCCUUAUCAUAGAAAGUCUACAUACAGUAGAGUUCAUUCCCAAAAAAUAGAUUUCUGCUUCUUUUGUGAGUCAGUGUCCAUUGUGUUAUGAAUGGCUCUCUCCAAGUGUAAGAGGAACACACUGUUAAGUAGAAUCCAAUGGAACCUCCUCUCAAGUCCCAUCCUUUCCCUACUGAAUACCCCUUUAAAUUCAAGUACCUGACAAAGAGAUUCUUAACUAAACCCUUCUAAACUCUAAUCCAGCAAGAGUGGAUUCUCUGUUUCCCCCAAAUCCAUUUUCUUGCUAAUAGUCUUUAAUAUCUAGGAAUUUCUAUUUAGAGUAUUCUCAGGAAACACCAAUUCUUCAUCUUAGGGACUCAAGUACUCAAUGUCACCUGGAGGCCAUCCUGGGCUAGGAAUUCACCUAAUUGUCUAGGACACUUAUUGAGCUUUAUGGUUGUAUUCAUGGGAGAAACUGUCAAACUUCCUAGAAAACCUUUAAAUGCUAUUGUGGUAUGAGAUAAAUGUCCUUUCUUCUAGUUCCAUACUUGGUUUUCUAGGUCAAACAUACCUGAGUUCUUCAAAACUAAGACUGUGGAAGAUUUUCAAAUCAAUUAUCUCUAAGGGAAGAAAAAGACCUGAAAACUACCUUACAAAUGAAUUUGAUUUGGCCAUUUAUGGACUUUAAUUUCAAAAAUAUGGUAUUGAUGGGAAAGGACUUGCUACAGAAUCUUGCAUAAAGUUCAUGUCGGCUUCUUCAAAAUUAUUUACAUGAUCAGACAGGAUUUCUAGAAAUCAUAAGAUGGCCCACAUCAACACAGAAUCCUAGAGUUUGAGAGUUGGAAGGGACCCCAGGGCCUACCUAACUAAACCCAAACAUGAGAGUGCUGACCCUGGAGUCAGGAGGACUCCAUAUGUCCAAAUAUGACCUCAGACAUUUAACUGUAUGGGAGACAUGGGCAGGUCACUUAUCCCUGAUUCCUCCUCCCCGAAACUUUUUUUUAAAGCUUCAUACAUGAAAGGAAUCCCCACUGUACUGAACAAGUAAGUAAGUUAUCCAUUCUCACCUUGAAGGCUUACCAGGAGGGGAAAACCUACCCUCCCUCAAGGCAUCAUCCCUCUUCUACUUUUAGACUUCUCUUAUUGUUAGGAAGUUUUUCUGUAUAUCAGGCCUAAAUUAGCCUUUAUAAUUUCUACCCAUUGCUGUUAAUUCAAUUUUCUGGGACCAGGCAACAUAUCUAAUCCACAAGAUAUGACUUUGUGAAUAGACAUAUAUCUCCACAGGAUAAUCCUUUAUAUACUUGAAGUUACCUAUUAUGUCAUCCCUAAGUCUUCUCCAGGUAAACACGCCCAGUUCUUUCAACUCAUCUUCAUAUGACCUGCUCUCAAGAUUCUUCACUUAAAUGCAAGAUUCCAGAUGAGAUCCAGUGAGGGAAGAGUACAGUGGAACCAUCUACCUUCCUAUUCCUCGAAGUUAAUGUCCCUCUUAAAGCAGCCCAUGGAAUACAUGGAGUUUUGUUGUUGUUGUUGUUGUUGUUUGAAUGCUGAUCAUUAAGCUUGGAAUUCAGUGAGACUCUACAUUUUUUUCAGAACAAUUGUUGUCUGUACCCAUGCCUUUCUCAACUUGUACUUUGGAAAUUGUCUUUUAAAAGUCCACAUACAAAACUUUACAUUUAUCCCUAUUCAGUUUCAUCUUUUUCAAUUUGCCAAAGAUUAAACUAAGAAAUUCAACAGUGUCCUAUAGCUCUAUUUGCUUUCAAGCUUCCUUUUCUUUCCCCACCUAGUUCAAAGGCCAGAGUAUCCCUAGGUUCUAUGAUGAAUCAUUUUUCUUCUUCUUUUUUUAAAUUAAUCUUCAAGGCUAUGUUGCCAUCACUGUAGUACUGGGACACCCUUUCAGAAAUAGCCUGAUUUCUUACCUGCUCCAGUUUUUGCCCAGUUAGAAUUUUCCUUAGAGAUAUUUCUUGGGUAAAUGGUCUCUUUACACAUCUCAUCUGACCACAAACCUUAGUUCAUUUCAUCUUUCAAUAUUUUGUUCAUAGUCUUGCAGGCAAAAAAUAUAUAGUUUUCUUUUGCUCACUGUUAUGAAGAACUGGUGAAUAGAGAAUAGGACUUUAUAAUAAUACUUGGACAAUUAAUUAUACCUCUUAUCAUCAAGACAGGUGGUGGGGAUGUCUUCUCCAGGAUUUUUAACUACAUAAUGACUAUGGAUGUCCUCCUCACUCAGAACACUUCAUUCUACUCUAAGUAUGACUUUUGUCCCUCUUCUACAAUUCCUCUUUCUACCUUUUCUCCUACAAUGUAUAAUUACCUGGGGGAACUAGAUGCUAUUCAUAUUAUCAGACUGCCAUUUAGUAGACACAAGUAGACUAUAAAUAGCAUGUAAAUUAUGGAGAGCUCUAGUAAGUAGAGGACUAGACAUAGUUCAGUACCCACAAUCUGUAUUCAGUGUAUCCUUACCCAAAACACUGAACCAUUCUCCAUAAUCUGGAUUAUGACUUUUUUUUUGUCCCCAUCCUGUCCUUUUACCAUUCUUUUUUCAUGGGGUUUAAAUUGACCUAUCCUACCACUUUCCAUUACUAUUUCAUCCUACAUCUCUAUGCCUUUGCAUUUUAGGGGAAAGCAAAAUUUGUGAUAUGGACCAUCCUUGAAUCAUGAUCAAUAUGGUAGCUACCCUACAUACUUAAAUAGAGAGAACUUGGAACCUACUACAUACCGGGGAUAGUCAACAACCCAAGGCAGACAGUUUUAACAGGGCUCCCCUGCCAAGCUCAGGUCUUAGGGGUCUGAGUAUAAGCAAGGCCUGAGAUCCUUCGAAAACCAAAGAAAUACAAUCUGCCAGAUUCACUAAAAGGUGCUCAAUUCUGCUGAUUCUUCUGUCUGCAGUUUGCCUCUAAUCAGUGGUCUUGGUCUUUACUUGUCCAUUUCCUUUCUUUAGCUCUGAUCUCUGGCUUGUUCCUUAUUCCUAUUCUCUAUUUUAUUCCCCUCUGGCUUUGUUUUGGCCUAUUUAUGUUGCUUAUUCCAUUUGUAAGUGCUACCUUGCUUAUGAAUAAAACCCAUUCUUCUCUGCCCCAUAAGCUUUAUUAUUUCCUGCUCCCUCACCAGCUCCUUUUCCAUUCUCCUUUACUUGACCUUUGUACUUCCUCUGUUUCUCUGAUGCUUCUUCCACUGUUGCUAAGGGCAGUGAUCUUAUUCCCUGCCCUUGUGGAAGAAGCUUCUGCUAUAUCUGAUUGUGCCAGAAAAACCUACGAACUUCCCAUAUAUUCAGCUCUGGUUAGCUGUAUCUGAACCAGAGUUGUGCCCCCAGGGGAUGCUAUGAGUCUUCUUUGCAUUACAGAUGAUAUAUUUUGUUUCUCAUAAAACAAAUACCAAAAUUUUAUGGAGAAUGAGUGCAAUUUAAAUACCCUGUUCAAUUUGCUUUUUAAGUAGUAUUUGUUCAAAAAUUUAACUCAACUCCAGCAAUUAUUGUAGUAUUAGAUAUAUUUUGUCUCCCCCAAAUUUUAGUUCUGAGGGAUUUUCCUCAGAGCAAAUGUUGCUUGCUAGAUUGUUCAGUGCUCAGUCUCUAAAUUGCCUUAUUCCUUUAAGGACCGAUAAAUAUAUUUUAUUAGCAGUUUGUAUUGUUUAAAAUGAACAAAUCGGGUUGUAAUUGUGGGAUAAAGUGAUCUGUUUUGAUUCAGGUUUUACAGAGAUAUUUAGUAUUCUUUAGGUAAUGGAAGUCAUACUCUUCUGAUAGUGUGGGAUAAACUUGAAUUUCCUAUAUACACUUUAAUUGUAAUGUUUUAAAUGUCAGUAGUUGGGGCAAAAAUAUGUGUAUGCUGUAUUCAGUAUUAAUAACUUUUUAUUUUACUGAGAGAAAAGAUAACUUUACAAACCUUUCAAAUGAGGCUGUGGAAUCUCAUUUGUUAUACCCACAUGUUGGAGAGUCUUUUGCCUUCCCUUUGUAAGGAUAGGUCACUAGUACCAAAGGGAGUUCCUGUUAAACUUCUGAGACAAAGACUUAUUUCCCUUUUCAGAAUAGGACCAGAGAAACAUCCAAAAAUGACCUCACCAAAAAAAAAUUAAUGAGUUCACAAUUAAAAGAGACAAUUUUUUCCCCUUUGGGAAAUCGCUUCUUAAUUAUGAAGUGAAAGUCUAGCUGGGCAGACCUGUCCUGAGGAUAAUGUGGAACCCAAGAAGAAUUAGUCUCCACAAAUCUGCCCUUUCUUUCCCAGAACUGGGAUUGCUCUGUUCCAUGAUAGACACUAAUGGGAAUGCUGUUUCCAGUGUACAUAUCCCCAGACUUCUUUACAGGCCGUUAGGACUCAACAUUUGUCUUGUUUUAGGAAUAAGUGGAGGGCACUGCAAUCCCCAAGUAGCAACUGAGGCAGUGUCUCUGUGUCAGUCCCUAUCAGUUAAUCCAUUUUUUUCCUUGUUUCCUAGCCAACUCCUUUUUCCUUUUCCUCUUUUCCUUGCCAUUCAGUUUUUCCUUCCUGCCCUAUUUCCUAAGAUUGCUGAUGGCAUCUUUCUUCCAUUUAACAGUUUCUCUUCUUAGAAAAUAACCUAGACUUAACUCAGGUGCCUAAAAUUUUCUCUGCCCCUCAAGUUUUUCUAAAGUGGUUUUCAUAAUAGUGUAAAUAAUCCCUAAGAAUCGGUGAUCCACCAUUGGAAGAACACUGGUUUGGGAAUUCCAGCGAUGCUGGCUCUCCAAGCUAUGUGACUCAGGCAAGUCAUUAAAGCCUUACUUUUACUUUUCUCUUUGUAAAACAGAGAUAAAUGAUACCUACCUUACCUACCUCACAGGGUUGUUGUGAGGGUUAAGUGAGAUAAUUGUAUGUUAAUCACUUUGUAAGCCUUAUUAGCACUAUGCUGUUACCUAAAACCUGUUCCUUGGGAUCUUAGCACAUCAGAACAGGGGGUGAAAUGAGAAAUUUUCCACCCAGAAAUCCCUGAAUAUUCAGCUUGAGCUAAGACUGGUUAAACAGACUAGGUUCAAAAGUAUAAUAGUUGCCCAAAGCCUAAUUCUAGAGCUGAGGCCUGGAUGUCAAGAGAUCCAGGUUCCAGACCCAGCUCUGUUAUUUACUCACUUUGUGACCUUAGAACACUAGCCUUAAAUGGACCAUAAUUUGUUCCUCUAAAAUGAAGGAUGUGGUCUUUAAGGUCUCCAUCUCUUACAUUCCAGCCUUCCAACUUGCCCAUCUGCUGUGGUGGCUGAGGAGAGGAAUAACAUUAGAAAUCUUGAUGUGCCUGAAAAACUGAAGACUGUUUGUUUUCUUUUCUUAAUAAGUGUAACAACUGCCUGGCCCUCAAAUAUCGGUGGAUACCCCAUUCCCAGUCUUUUAAAUCAUAGCUGUGGUGAGAACACUUCUUAAGUUCUCAACAUUUUGUUUUUUACUUUUUUUCUCAGAAAACUUUUAUUAUUAUUAUUAACUCUUUUCUACUCUGGCAACAGCUAUGCAAUGCAAAUAAAUUGUUUUUAAUCCUAAUGACUGGUUUCUCAGAGCCAGAGAACUGCUUUAGGAAGUAGGAACUUAUCUUUGAGAAAGAGGGGUGAUCCAGAUCUUUAAGAAUUCAUAGUCUCUCUUUUCCAGGUCACAUCAUGACCAGGGUUAUUUACAAAGUGCCUUAAAAAAAAGGGAACAAAAGUCCAGAAAAGCAACUUCUCUGGUGCCUAUUUUAAUUUAAAUACCAAAUCCUAAAACCUCAUUCACAGAUUAUUUCUUAUUCCUUUGUGUCACUUUCAAACACUUGAGGGUGUAGAUCAUUCUCUUCACAAGGGAAAACAAACGCCUUUCCAGUCCUUACCCAUUUCUUGGCCUUCUAGGGAUUCUUUAGGAGACUUCUUCGCUGUUGCUGAAUGUUCAUGGGAUGCAUCUGUCAGACUGUGAAAUUCCUAUUGGACUUUACCAGUUCAUGAAAUGCAGUCAUUGUUAUUUCUCUCUGGGAUCUUUCAGGGUCUAGUUUUCUAUAAGCAUUUUUUUUUAAUCCAGAAGUGAAUUGUGACUGUGAAAUUAUCAUUUGUAUUUCCAUUAUUUCACCCGUUUCAUUGCUGGUCUUUAGGAAACUAGUGAAAAAUAUACACAACAUAAUUUCAGCAUGAAAGAAAGUACAAGUGCCUGGUUUUUCUUGAGCUUGUACUCAGAGUUAGGUAUGUUAUGCUGUUAUUGUGAACCGGAAGCAUUACGGUUACUUGUUACGGGGUCAUUUGGUUUGUUUUCAAAUCCUAAUUCUGCUUUGCACUUUUUUUUUUGUUAACUUUUGUGUGUGUGCACGUGUAUAUGUGUGUAUAUAUACUAUUGUAAGAGCUGGGAGAAUGGGUCUUCCAGUCUUGAUAUUCAUAGCAGAUGAGAACUGUAUUUUUUUGCCUUUAAAUUCAUUAAAGACUUGAAUAAAUGAACUUAUCUUUAUAAA